Messenger RNA from Triplophysa rosa, 1304 nucleotides. It is a transcript of the gene gng2, whose product is annotated as guanine nucleotide binding protein (G protein), gamma 2. Gene Ontology annotation, biological process: G protein-coupled receptor signaling pathway. The transcript is spliced from 3 exons. Bases 427 to 642 code for a protein of 71 amino acids. Gene Ontology annotation, molecular function: G-protein beta-subunit binding. Gene Ontology annotation, cellular component: heterotrimeric G-protein complex. NCBI's taxonomy places the organism in Eukaryota, Metazoa, Chordata, Actinopteri, Cypriniformes, Nemacheilidae. The record is from RefSeq and is a predicted model, not a curated record.
AGAUGUAAACAGGGUGGAAAGCAGAAAUUACAUUCUGCACGCACAGAGGUUCUUGCACUGUAUCACAGCCAAAAACGGGCGCCUGGGAGAAUGAGAUUUGACAGAAAUGACCUGACAGGGUUGGCACCUGAUAAAUAAGCCUGUCUUCUUCUUUUAAACAAUGUCUUUAGUUGGCGAGUGUUUGGAGGAGAGGGGAAGUGGGUUUCAGCUGGCUUCCUGAGCGAUUCCACUAGUUGAUGGGCGGAGCCAGAGGAAAGCUGUCAGCUGGGGUGGUGUAGCAGGCAGCGAGCGUGCAUGUGUGUUUAUGUGUGUGGGUGCCAGAGUGUCAGAACAAGGAGUGUAUGUGUGCUACUAUUACAUACUGCUCUUGUGGCGUUGAAGAUUAUACAUACUGUAAAAGUGCAACAGGCUUGAAUCGGCAGCCUCAUGGCCACCAACAACACAGCUAGCAUUGCCCAGGCUCGCAAACUGGUGGAGCAGCUCAAGAUGGAGGCCAAUAUAGACAGAAUAAAGGUCUCCAAAGCGGCAGCCGAUUUGACAUCAUACUGUGAAGCCCACGCUAAAGAAGACCCUCUGCUCUCCCCUGUGCCUGCAUCUGAGAAUCCUUUCAGAGAGAAGAAGUUCUUCUGUGCCAUCCUAUAACCAGCACUGCCCAGCCAUGGACUCACCUGCUCCCUCUGGGAUACACUCAUGGACAUGUUGAUCUUUUACAAGGGCUAAAGAGGUGCGAUGGAGAACCCUUAACUUCUCCUGGCUCUGAUUAUGCCACCGACUCCACCGAGUGGCCUUGAGUUCAGCGCGGUUACAAGAAUCUGUUGAAAUUCAGGAGGGAGAGCAGCAAACAAAUAAGUGACUGUCAUUGUAGCAGAUCAGCCAGGAUGUGUUGUGAAAAUAUUCAAGUAUUCAAAGGUUUCUGUGGUUCUGAUAAGGUAUUCACAUAUUUUUCUUUAUUGAAUUUUCAUGGGCUGUGUGAUCAUUUACAGUAUCUGAUCCUUGAACCCACUGGUAAACAUGUUUUACUUUUCAACGAUUUCUCUUUUCAGAUGCAAUUGCUGUAGGCCUACAAUUUAGGUUAAAGAAUGAUAGUUUAGUGAACUUUUAUAAUAAAUUACGCUUGGACAAAUAUUCUUACAACGAAAUACUUAUACAAUUAUUUGACUGUACAGCUAAUUGUUUUCUUUUUUGUCCUUCAAAAGCAUCUUUUUUUACUUUUUGUACAGAAAUGUUAGCAAGUUUAACCGUGUUGUGCUAUAUGUUUUUAAUAGUUGUGGUGAUAUCAAUAAUAACUGCAUGAAGCUUGACAA